CAGCCUCAGUAGUGCCCGGGCCUGCGCGGGGUGUGGACUUACGCCCUACUCCACACACUAAUAAGUCGCCGUGCGUUCGGAAACAGUGAAUCUGUGCUUAACGUUACCGUGAUAACAAAAGUUCCAACUGACAUAAUAGUGUUUCAUUUUCAUUCACCUCCUUGGAUAAAUGCAAGCGAGUUUUAUAAAGGUGAAGCGCAUCGCAUCAAUGGCCUGAGAGCAUGUUCCGGACGGCGUCAGUGGAAGGCUCCGCGCCGCGGACGCCCCCCGCCUACGCCCCGCACCCCCCCUACGUCCCACCACGCUUCUUCCCCCCUCGCAUCCGGCCCCCUCCCCCGCAAUACUGCUUCGACGCCGCCCGCUUCGCCUGCGACGCCUCCAAACCUCGCUACCUCGAUGUCGAGCGAGAGAGGCUGGUCACGAGAUGGCUGGCCGAAGCGAACGAGGCGCUGGUGAGGCGAGACCGACCGCCGAGAUACAAGCCGCGAAGCAGCGAGAGGCGGCCGGACUACUUGGAGAGGAGGCCGGCGCCAGAAUGGGCCGACAACUUCCUCCUCGGCAGGAGGAACGGGUCGGUGGAGCCCGAAGAGGACUGCAGUGAAGUGAUGACGUUGAAGGAGUUUGUGGACAAGUUCUCGCUGCCUAGGGUGGUGCGGUUCGAGGGCGAGGAGCGGCCGGUGCUGCUGUACCGCGUGCUGGAGGCGCACCGGCGCGUGGAGGCCGUGCCGCUCGCCGGCAAGAAGGGCAAGCUGGUGGGCAAGCCGCUCUACAUACCCGAUUCCUAUGAUGGCUGGUUCUCAGCGUGCGGAUGCCGCGGCGGCGCGCUGGCCGCUCCACGCGGCUCCGUGGCCGCGCUGCUGCGUGCGCGCGCCUUCGCGCUCGUCUCCCCCCGCGCGCUCUCCGCCUACCGCGCCCGGCCUGCAUCAGACAGCGGGCGCGUGGGCGCGCAGUACGAGCGCGCGGCGGCGCGGCCGGGCACGCCGCUGCGACUGGCGGGCGUCUUCGCGGACGGCAGCAAGGCCAAAGCACCCAAGUACGCGCAGCUCAUCGACCCGCAGGGCAACGAGCUGUUCGUCCCGAUCAACACGAAGGGCGAGCUGUACGAGGUGUGUCCCGAGGAGCUGUCCCCGGCGGAGUGGGACGCGGCCGAGCCGACGUCGCCGCCGCCGCCGGACGCGGCCGCGCGCGCGCACCGCCUGCCGCACCUGCUGAGCCUGUGGCGGCUGCCGGCCAGGGUCCGGCUCCUGGCCGGGACCGUGCCCAUUGAGAUGGCGCAUGAUGUUGGAGAUGACCUCUUGUUACGGGCGGCGAUAACGGAGCCGGUGCUGGUGAUGUGCACGCUGCCGGAGUUCGGCGCGCCGGCCAGCCCCACCAAGCCGGCGCCGGGGCUCGGCAAGGAGACGCUGCAGCUGCUCCCGCUCAACUGUGGCGCGCGCCUGCGCCGCACGCAGCUCGGCUUCGACAGCGAGAAGCGCAUGUUUCUCUCCGCGCGACUCCAGAAAGCUCUAACCUUCUGUCAACUCAACGUUGACAACUGGAUCAGGCAGAUCUCAUACGCCAACUCGACGGUCGUCGGCAAGAAGACCGCCGAGGACCUCCUCAGGGAGGACCAUGAGCCGAUCAAGUUUGAGAAAGAACGCAAGUUCACUCUCCAGGGACUCAAGAUCGACACGUCCAGGCUUUUCGGGAAGAGCGAGAAGGUCCUUAAAGACAUGCCGGACGAGACGGAGGGCUCCAUCAUAUUUUUAAGUAAAAACGAACUCGAGCACAUGAACUACGACGUGUAUAGCGACGACGAGGGCAAAGACGAAAAGAACGACGAGAAAACAGAGGAACACUUCUCCAACGACAAAAUGCAGGUGUUCCGGGAGGACUCCGCGCAGAAGAAGAACAAGUGGUUCAAAAACUUGAAGCUUUUGAAGAGCACGGAGAAAUUAACGGACGAAAAGAUAACGUCAAUAGAGAACCAUGAGAGAUACAGGGACAUUAAAGAUCCGUUCGAUCCUCUCGGGGAGAAACACAGCUCUAUAGAGAGGUACCAGGAUAUGGCAAAGCUCAUUGAAGACAGAUUCGGAGCCUCGAGGGCGAAGGGCGAUGGAACUGCCGAGAAAAGUCACUCCUAUAAAAGUCUGACGACUUCAUCGUCGGAUAUGGGCACGAGUCAGUGCAGUUCGAACCCUAAGAAACCAAUUUUGACAAAGUCGGUGUCAGUGCAGACGGGGAUCCCGGACAGUCCGUACACUGAAGGUAGCGGGAUCAACAUGAUACAUGGCCGCAAGAAUCUCAGUGUUGAUCAGAUCAACUACUGUGGUUCCAUGGAAAGCGACACAAGCUCCGGUAGAAAAUUAAAAUCUUUGGACGAAAAUAUGCUAAAGAAAUCUUCAGCGUCAAAAUCAUCAACGAAUUUAGAGAGGAGGCAGAGAAUACAACCAGACUUGAUACCGGAAAAGGUAAUAGUCAAGUCUGAAUCGUAUAACCAAAUACAAAGCUGUGAAGACAUAAACAUGUUCGGAGCUGGCUCUCUAUACAACGACAGUGAAUUCGAAAUUAAUUCUAAACAACACUCGUUUAUAACAGAAAAAUUGUGCUCAGAAUUCCAUGUAAAGACAAAAAAGGUCCUUAGCAAAUCUACAUCGAAUCUACUGCAUCCUAAGAAAUCCACAGACAAAAAAGACGGUAAUAACAGCAACAGUAUGCCGACGAAAACUGAACGACUAAGCGACGGUGACAAGCUUAAUUUUAGAAAGAAGAUCGAUAAACCGCGAGCUCCGACUCCCAAACUUGAAAUCGAUGAUGACCUUGUACCAAUUGAUAUCUCGGAAGAGGAACCGCAAUCUCAAGUUAAAUUAAGGAGAUCCAUAUCUUCUAUCCAGAAGAGAAAGCUGCCCGUCAUAGAAGACUUACCUUACGGUCAAGUAGCAGACGCGGUACACGUGGAAGAGGAAAAGAUUGAUUCCGAUGCCAGUUCUGACAACAUUUAUGCAGAAAUAUGUGCACCUAACAAAGCUAGCGAAGACGAAUCCUAUGACAAUAACGUAGACGUCUUAGCCAACGAUCCAGUGAUAUGCAACGUCAAAAAAGAAGUCAUCAUUCGUAAUGACGAGAGAGCUAGACAGAUGAUUGAGAACCAAGAAAACCCAUUCAGACACAUUGAAGUGGUAGUCAUAGAGAAAACCACAGACUUCAAUUUGGACACUUCGAGUAUAGCCUCAAGUGAUUUUGAUGAUAUGGGCAGCAAAAAUGACGUAUCAAUAGCCAUAGAUUCGUGGGAGCGAGACAAGAAGAUUGUUGACCAAUCAGAUUCGAAAACACACGCAAUUAGAUUAGAAAUAACGAGUAAUAUGGAGGAUUAUCCUCAAGAAGUUGAUCAAAGUUUUGAGAGGACGGAGAUUAGAUUAAGUAAGAAUAAUUCUUUAAGUUUUAGCAACAGCAUCCAUUUGAAUGGUACAUAUCCCAACGAGGCCAUUUAUGAUACUUUAAAAUAGUUUUUAAGUGUUUAACGUUAUGGUUGACAUUCGGUAGUGAGCAGCUGUGUGAUUUGUGAUUUUUGUUUAGGGAACGCGUAGCGUCGUAUUCGGGCAUCAUACACCAGUACGGUUACCAUCAGUUUGUCACUGACAUAAACGCCGUCGAGAACGUAAUUUACUUUCUAUACAUCUCGCUCGCACUCGCAUAUUAGUGCAAACGGGAUGUAUAGAAAGUAAAUUACGUUCUCGACGGCGUUUAUGUCAGUGACAAACUGAUGGUAACCGUACAGAGAACAAAGUCAGUUAAUCUCCAUGUCAAUUUGCGUAUGUACCUACCUAUUACCUACCACAUCUGUACCUAUAGGAAUAACUAAGCGUGUGCUUUAUAUGGAGAGUAACAGUCUUAAUUUUUUACUUGUCUCUGAUCUUUGAUGUCUGAUUUACGUUUUGCGAGGAUCGUUUUCAUACCACGAGCACAUAACCUCUAUAGCUACCACGGUAGUAAAUAAGUUGAUGUUGCCAUGACAGAAUAUGAUAUUACAAAUAUAUGUUUAAUAUGGUAACUAUGGGAAAAUACCACAAUAUUAAAGGCGAAUUUCUUCGGCGCUGGUACACACCCAGGUUUAUAUAAUUAAUUGAACUGUAAACUCAAUUUAUUUAUUUAAUAUUUUAUAUGCACGAUUAUUAUUUGUUACCUACCUACGCAACUCACUACAUAUCAGUUUAAUAGUACAUCUAGAAACCUAACAGGAGCCCACAUGAACAACUACCUAUGAUGCAAAAUUGUGCAAUUUUUCAUAUUCUAAUAAAACAUGGUCUUCUCUUCCCAGAGUGACACAAGCCUACGUCACAAUAACAUGGCCGCUAUAUAUAGCGCUAUCGCAUAUUAUCAUAUAGCGCUGUCGCAUGAUGACGUAGGCUUGUGUCAGUCACGUGACCACGAAAAGACGGGAAGAGAGUACCAGGCGGAGUAUAUUAUUAUGCCAUGCAAUUUUUGUAAAGUACAGAAAUAAUCAUAGACCCACCCCCUGCGACUUGUACAGUAAUAAGAUUAGUCAUUUAUUUCAAUAAAAUGUAUCAACAUUUAAUUUUCAGCAUUCAUAAAUAGUACAUUACGGUACACGUGUGAAAAGUAGGAAAUUCGCAAUCAUCUCAGCCAUAAGACGUCCACUGCUGAACAUAGGUCUCCCCCUUAUGGGGGAUGAAUGCCAUAAUCGCCACGCUUGGCAGGCGGGUUGGCGAUCGCAGUCGAGUACAACGAAUUUGAGGGUCGGUGCUGCCCGUCCACCGGUGGUCUUGGACGUAGUUUAAGGACAUACCCGGGUCCUUUACCUUUUCGCACGUAUAUUGUACGUUUUACAGUACAUGUGGCCCUUUACAUGUUCGACAUAGGGACGUAUUGUGCUAAUUACCGCCCUAGGGUGGUAAAGUAGCACCAUAUGUACUGUAAAAUAUAAUUAUUCCACUUGGAUUAUUAUUUAAAUAAGUAUUUUACCAGUCACAAAUUUGUUCCACGCACAAUAUUUUAAUUUACUGAUACCUAGUUCAAUAAUAAUUGUCUAUUGUUUAAAGGUUGUGUUUUGAUAAUCCAGUGUUUGUUAAUUACCUUUGAUAAGGCCAUAUUUUGCAGAUCACCCACGAAUUUACACGUAUAGUCAGUAGCGACAUCUAUCCAUGACUUUAAAAUAAGAAUGAAAUUAUGACAUUCAUUCUCGCAAUGAAUAAAUUGGUGCUAUAUAUAUUAGGUGCUCGAAAAAGUAAUUUAGGACCCAAAAUUAAUUAUAAGACCACAUAUCACAUGACAAUGUAAAUUAAUUUGUACCAUAUAGUUAUACCUUCGUACCUAUUGUAAAAUAAAAUAAAAAUUCGCUUUUAAGCACUCGAAUGUUAGAAGAACCUAAUCGUGGAAUAUAAAUAAACGAGGAAAAUAAAU
This is a messenger RNA of Cydia fagiglandana, 5400 nucleotides long. RefSeq lists its product as uncharacterized. The coding region runs from base 222 to 3485 and encodes 1087 amino acids. Lineage: Eukaryota; Metazoa; Arthropoda; Insecta; Lepidoptera; Tortricidae. The record is from RefSeq and is a predicted model, not a curated record. The transcript has 6 exons.